AUGUCCAAGUCACUGAAAACAGCUUUUCAACCUUUACAGGAGUCAAUUCGCAAUGAGCUCGAUCCCGAAUAUGUGAAAUUGCACGACGAUAUUUUACAGUACUGCAAGCCUAGCGAGCUAGAGCCAUGGAAUGCAGAGUCCAGGUUCCGACCUAGUCCCAUGGGGUAUGCAAGCCCAAAACCGGUGAAAAUCGGCAAUGUCGCGGAUGUCAGUGUUGGUGAAUAUCAGGUCCGAGUGUUCACACCUGAGACUGAGGCACCCCCUGGCGGCUGGCCAUGUUUCGUAUAUUAUCACGGCGGAGGCUGGGUACUCGAUCUCAACUGUGUCGUCGUUUCAAUCAACUACCGCCACGCGCCCGAAAACUGUUAUCCGGUGGCUGCUGAAGAUUCCCUUGCGGGAUUUAAAUGGGUGUUGACACCGGAAACUGCGAAGAAACUGUCGAUCAAUACAUCGAGGAUAGCUAUUGGAGGGCUUUCAGCGUGCGCACGGAGUCAUUCCACAUAUAUGACAACGGAAGAGAGAGAUCUAACAGCACCAUUAUCUAGGGGCGGUGGCCUAGCAGCAAUUGUGUCGAUGAAGGCGGCCCUGGAUCCAGGCAUUGUGGAUAAGAUAGUGUAUCAAAUACUGAUAUGUCCUGUUAUUGAUAACACAGCUACUGUUGACACAGCAUGGGGGCCAUCUCAGCGUUCCCCAUGGCUGACACCCUCGCGUAUGACAUGGUAUCGAAAUAUGUACUUUCGCUCUGAGAAUGAAACACGAAAUUGGGACGCCUCACCAUGUUUUGCACCGGUGGAAGUUCUGCGAAAAAGUCCAAGCACAUUUCUCGCAAUUGCAGAGUGUGAUCUGCUUGCUCCAGAGGGUCAUCAAUAUGGCCAUUCUCUACAGAAGUCCGGAGUCGGAGUUGAUAUUCAAUUGUAUAGUGGAGCCACCCAUUCUAUACUAAUCCUGGCUGGCUUGCACAAAGUCGGUCAAAAAUUGAUACAUGAUGUGUGUUCCCGUCUGGCAAAAAGGUUCGACGUCGCAUAUGACCCAGACAAUGCCAGAAUAUUAUCACUUCAGUCCGAGGAUGUUAACCACAACUUGUCCGCAUAA
Messenger RNA from Talaromyces atroroseus, 1092 nucleotides. RefSeq lists its product as hypothetical. NCBI's taxonomy places the organism in Eukaryota, Fungi, Ascomycota, Eurotiomycetes, Eurotiales, Trichocomaceae. The transcript has 4 exons. Gene Ontology annotation, molecular function: hydrolase activity. Bases 1 to 1092 code for a protein of 363 amino acids. The record is from RefSeq and is a predicted model, not a curated record.